Exophiala dermatitidis NIH/UT8656 is the source of this 2681-nucleotide messenger RNA. Its product is annotated as retrograde regulation protein 2. Gene Ontology annotation, cellular component: membrane. NCBI's taxonomy places the organism in Eukaryota, Fungi, Ascomycota, Eurotiomycetes, Chaetothyriales, Herpotrichiellaceae. The coding region runs from base 500 to 2365 and encodes 621 amino acids. The transcript has a single exon. Gene Ontology annotation, molecular function: transmembrane transporter activity. Gene Ontology annotation, biological process: transmembrane transport. The record is from RefSeq and is a predicted model, not a curated record.
GGCUGACUGGCGAGGACAUACUACUAGUAGUACUCUAGCUGAACAGGCUGAACAGGCUGAAAAGAAAGAAAAUGCAACACAAUGUUGUAGAGCUGUUCACCAGGACUUGAGAAUUGGAAUCCUCGGAACCCCGUGCCAGAGCCUGCAGCAUGAUUGGAUUUCCCGGCUUACUCUCACUGCUGCGGUGGGACAGUGCCUGGGUAUAGAACGCUACCUAUACGCUUCGAUCGGUACAACCAACCAACCCCAAGAACCCUGCGGCGUGGCACGAUGCCGCAGUCGGACAACAGCGACGACUUACCUAUGUAGGUGCUUACAAGUUGUCUAGUCCGACUGCAUUGGACUUUUUCUUGCAAUGGCCUUUUGUAUAGGCCUAAUAUGAUGCUUUCUACUCAGACAAGCCAGUCAAGCUAAUUACUGAUCUGAUGGAGACAAACGACCGGCAGCUCAGCUCCAAAAUAGCAGUGCAGUACCGGGCAAAAGGUGGCCGUAGCUCACCAUGAGCCCGUCCGAAUCUCAUGCGAAGCCGUCCAGCUCGAGGACGCCGGCACCUCGUGCAGCGGACCUGAACAGCGACGGCCUCGUCGUGGUCAAGACGAGACAUUCCCACUCCCGCGAUGCGGACGAAGACGCGGUCGAGUUGCGUAGAUUGCACCAUCACCAUCAUCAUCACCAUCACAAGCAGCACGGCCGGCGAGGCGAUAAUGAGGCCGACACCGCCGAAGAUGCAGAAUGCGACCUGGCCACGACAAGCGACGACAGCGAGGUUGAGAACGGGAGCAAGACAGAUGAAGAACACGGAAUCGCAUUCAAGCCGAUGCGGCGCAUUGGGACAGAGUCGAAAGAAUACACAUCGGAAGAAGAAGAGGCGGUUGUGCACAAGCUGGAUCGCAAACUGGUACUCUUCCUGGGAUUUCUAUACAUGCUCUCAUUCCUGGACCGGUCCAACAUCGGCAACGCGCGCAUCGCAGGGCUGGAGCAGGACCUGUCUCUGACAUCGUCGCAGUACGACUGGCUACUGACGGCCUUUUACAUGACCUACAUCGCGUUCGAGUGGAUGAUCCUACUGUACCGACUCGUGCCUCCACACGUCUACAUAUCCAUGUGCGUGCUGUCAUGGGGUCUGGUCGCAAGCAUGCAGAGUCUGACGACGUCGUUCCGGGAACUGCUUGCCCUCCGAGCGAUUUUGGGCGUCACCGAAGCAGCAUUUGGUCCCGGCGUGCCCUUUUACAUGACGUUUUUCUACAAGCGGUCCGAGCUGGCAUACCGAGUCGGGCUACAGAUUGCCGCGGCGCCGCUGGCCACCAGCUUCGCCAGUUCGCUGGCCUGGGUCAUUGUGAAAUUAAGUCAGAAUGGACCCAUUGCGCCCUGGCGCACCUUGUUCUUGGUCGAAGGGUUUCCGUCGGUCCUUGCGGCCGUCGCAGCAUGGUAUUAUAUCCCAGAUUCGCCGGCCAAGGCUCGCUACUUGACACCGCGCGAGCGCAAGGUUGCUGUCUUGAGGCUUCGAGAAGAGCAGCCGAGCUCGAGUCGGUCCGACGGCCCUUCAAACCAGCCAAAUCGAGUCAACUUUCAUCAAGUCCUCGACACAAUCCGCGAUCCCAAAUCUUACCUGACCGCCCUCAUGUUCCUCAGCGUCAAUGUCUCCUUCAGCUCUCUGCCUGUCUUCUUGCCCACCAUCAUCAACAGCAUGUCCUUCUCGCCCCUGGCUUCUCAAGCCCUCGCCGCCCCUCCCUACCUACUCGCCUUUUUGUUCGUGCUGCUCAUCGGCCGCUACAGCGACAAGAUUCCCGAUUCACGCUCCUUGUUUUUGAUGGGCGUGGCCUUGCUCAGCGCUUUCUCGUACGCCGGAAUCGCUCUUGCCGGUUACCUGCACGAGUCGCUCGGGGAGUCCGGCAGCAUCACAAUCCGUUAUGUCGCUGUCUUUGGUGCCGCCAUCGGUUUGUUUGCCUCCGUCACCUUGAUCAUCACUUGGACUUUGAACAAUCAGGCCACCGCUACCGGAAAGGGCACCGGCCUCACCAUCCUAAACAUUGUCGGCCAGUGCGGUCCACUUAUCGGCGUCCAUGUCUUUCCCAAGAGUCAGGGUCCCUUUUACAUUCAGGGAAUGACAAUCUGUGCCGCCUUCAUGGCUCUGGGUGUUGCUGGGUUGGCGGGCAUUUUGAGGCUCGUGCUUCAACGCGAGAACCGCAAAAAUGGAUUUUCUGCAUCACCACGCGGCGGCGAGUAUGAAUUAGUGACCUCGGUCGGCACAGGAAGAAAGUCGGAAGAACAGGAUACCCCUGACAUAGGGGAUCUGCGGGAGACGCUGAUGGGCGGAGCCAAAAAGGCAGGCUGGGAAAGUGGUGGAUUCCGCUACAUGCUGUGACAUCGGCUAUUUUCAUGCCACAUACAAUGAUGACGAACCAAAACAUAUAAUUUGAUCAAAGUGACAGAUAUGAGAGAUCAUGCAAUGCAUACAACGGCAGUGAACAUUAUGGGUUUGUUCGAGAAUUCUUAAUCCGUCCAAACCCAUGGGUGUUUUGAAGUAGGCGUUUCAAGCUCUGGACUUUGAUAUGUACACCUGUGAGAUCCUAACAAGCGCAGGGUCCCUGCUGGGGGACGUGCUCGCCCAUGAUCCAACUUCAGUCACGACGUAGGAGGCCCCCCGAUUGUUUCGAAUGGUAACGGUUCGCCGAAAUUCA